GACUUUCUGACACACUACGAAAUUAGGUUGCGCGUGUACUUGUCGCACUCAAACCUUUUUUCUUGUCAACAUGCCAACGCCGAUUCGCACCAUUCUGCUUGAUAUUGAAGGUACCGUUGGAAGUAUAUCGUUUGUAAAGAACGUUUUGUUUCCGCUUGCAAAACAACAGUAUGCAGAAUACGUCCAUAAACACAUGGAUGACGCCUCUGUUCGUGUAUUUGGAAACAGUUUAGACGAAAUAGUCGACAAGCUCAAUACUCUCCACGACUCGGGAAGCAAGGACCAGGCCUUUAAAGCACUUCAAGGCUCCAUAUGGAAGGAUGCGUACGAGAAUGGAAAAGUGGUUGCUCAUCUGUUUCCUGACGUCGUUCCCUUACUCAAGCGUGCUGCUGACAAAGGCGUUCGUGUGUGCAUUUACUCAAGCGGUAGCGUUCCCGCUCAAAAACUUUACUUUCAUUACUCAGAGUACGGCGACCUGUCCAAUUACAUUUCUGAAUACUAUGACACUAGCAUUGGUCCCAAGGUCGAAGCAGACAGUUACAAGCGCAUUGUCGGUUCCGAUGAUCCUGCCACAUGGCUUUUCCUCAGCGACAAUGUCCACGAAUUGGACGCUGCUCGCCAAAGCGGCCUGAAAGUCGGUCUUGCUGUUCGUCCCGGAAACGAACCUGUCUCCUCUAGCGGCUAUUCUGAGUACGGCUCCUUUGACUCGUUGCUUUAAAGCGGGGAGUUCCUGGGGGUCAUUUUCAGGCUCGUGAUGAAUUCGCCCGAUGCACGGCAUAAGGUAUCAGGUUUUUGCGAUAUCGUAAACAAUGCUUCCGUGUAUUACGUUUCGUUUCCUCACGCUCUUCCGUCUCUUCAGACCAAUUGGUGUUUCUCAAGGUGCUUUUGUUCCUGAACCAUCGGCAUUCCUCCUGCAUCCACCCCUUUCAACAUCCUUCCAUAUCGGUAUAUCUCGCUACACAUCUUUCGUACUCACUAUCCCGUUUUGCGCUGUGUACCGCAGCACAAGCCAGCUCGGCCCGAGAGAUGUCAAGCAUUUCUCCCAUUUUGCUCGGAAGA
Schizosaccharomyces japonicus yFS275 is the source of this 1059-nucleotide messenger RNA. Its product is annotated as methionine salvage haloacid dehalogenase-like hydrolase. Gene Ontology annotation, biological process: L-methionine cycle. The record is from RefSeq and is a predicted model, not a curated record. Gene Ontology annotation, molecular function: phosphatase activity; magnesium ion binding; acireductone synthase activity. Lineage: Eukaryota; Fungi; Ascomycota; Schizosaccharomycetes; Schizosaccharomycetales; Schizosaccharomycetaceae. Bases 71 to 718 code for a protein of 215 amino acids. The transcript has 2 exons. Gene Ontology annotation, cellular component: cytoplasm; nucleus.